CAUGCGUAUCAACUGUAGUCAUAUACCAAAUAAUGCAAGCAGUAAGUAUGUAAUGGUUUCGAAGUGGAACAACAUUUGUCACGAAAAGCACAAGUGUCUCUCAAUAACUGUCAGUUUUCAUCCCGAUUAUGUAAAGCAAGCUUAAUGAAAAGGCGAUGGAGCAAUGCUAAACGUUGAAAACGAAAGUCCAUUAUCUAAAGACAUUAUGCGAGUCAAGUCCUUCUUCCCCAUCUACGCGUGCAAACAAGUGUCCGCGACCGCCAUUGGCCUCUACUUCAUCUGUUCCACGUUCACUUUCCUGACAAUGGAUAAACGAGCUUAUGGAAGAAAACCACCCUCUUUACGGUCCAAGAAUCUGACCUCUAGCAUUGAAGUUGAGCCUUUCCAGGAAAGUCUUGUUGAUAUCAACGAGACCGUAUUCUUCCUGGAGACCCAAGAGUCAUUGGACGAAUUGGACCGAUCCCUUAUGUGUGCAGUGGAAAGUUAUCAUGGGGCGAAUCCCUUUGACUCGAUCGUUGUUUUGAUUAAUGGAGGUGGAUCUAUUCCGAUUGUUCCAGAUUACCUCAAAGAUGUGAGUCAGAUUCAGUUUAGACAUUUGAGCUUUGCUCACUUUCUCGAAGCAUCUCCUUUGGGAGAGUUGUGGAACAGUCCAAAAUGGAAAGAAACCAUCUACCCGUUGAACCAUAUGAGUGACUUACUUCGAGUGGUUAUUUUGCACAAGUUUGGUGGGACAUACAUAGAUUCGGAUUUGAUCGCUUUAAAGGCUUUUCCCAGGCUGGCCAACAACAAUGUUAUUGUGGGAGUGGAAACGGAAAAAGUGGGCAGUGCGUAUAUGAAAUUUGGGAAAAAUCACGCAUUUCUCGAACAAGCAAUAGUGGAAUUGAGAGAACACUUCGAUGGGUCAAAUUGGGGAGCAAAUGGACCACUUCUUCUUACACGGGUGGCAACUCAAAAAUGUGGCCCAUUAAAGAUUGAAUCAACGGGUCAAAAAUGCAACGAUUUUGAAAUCUUGCCCUCAUAUUUUACAUAUCCUUUCAAAGCCAGAGACUGGAAGACCUUUUUCGAUUCAUCCCAACAACAGACAGUCAGGGAGAAAACUGCCCACAGUUACAUGGUUCAUUAUUUCUCGGGCAUGAGGAGAAAAGAAGGCCUAGACCCGUCACCAUUGGACCCAGAGCUUCCACUACAUCAACUAUACCAGGCCCAUUGUCCCAAAACUUGGAAUCAUUUCAAAGCCACUGUUUCUGAGUGAUUGUAAUUUAGUAUUGUGCGAUACUUUGUAAAUAAAUUUGAAUAAAAUCGUUGACUUGAAA
This is a messenger RNA of Tigriopus californicus, 1313 nucleotides long. RefSeq names its product lactosylceramide 4-alpha-galactosyltransferase-like. The transcript has 3 exons. Lineage: Eukaryota; Metazoa; Arthropoda; Copepoda; Harpacticoida; Harpacticidae. The coding region runs from base 164 to 1252 and encodes 362 amino acids. Gene Ontology annotation, biological process: glycosphingolipid biosynthetic process. Gene Ontology annotation, molecular function: hexosyltransferase activity. The record is from RefSeq and is a predicted model, not a curated record.